AUGUUUGAUUCUGACACCUGUGCUGGCUUUUUGUUUUUGUUAGGAUUUUCAAUUGACGACCAAGCACCAAGGCAAACUCAGGGCAAGCCCCCGGAGCUAUCCACACUAUUCGCAGAGAUUGUGUUUGUAGUAGUCUGUUCAGUGGGACAGCUCCUCUUUGCAAUCGUGCUGGCAAACACCCUCGUCAACCAGAUCACUCUGAUAGAUGCGUUAGGCCUUGAUGGGUCCAAAUCCCCAUGGUUGAUUGGUUCUUUCUGUCUUGCCAAUGGUGUUUCUGUCGUGGUAUCGGGAUCAUUAGCAGAUCUCAUGAACCCUAAGUGGCUCACUGUGGGUGCUCUGGUCUGGCUCACGGUCUGGAACCUCAUUGGGGUGUUCUCCAUCACACCAUCCCGGAUGGUGCUACACUUUGUUGUUCGUGCAAUGAUAGGCCUUGCGGUAGGCAUGAUCCAGUCGACUGCCAUGAGCAUGUUGGGACGCAUCUACAAGCCCUGUCAGAGAAAAACAACAGUCUUCUCUUCGAUGGCUGCUAUGAUCCCACUGGGAUUCGGUGUCGGCGCGCUGCAGGGUGGUGCCUUCAGUGCCCAUCUUCACUGGGUUUUCGGCUCUACAGCCAUCAUGUGUGCCGUCUGUACAGUCGCUGCAUACUGUGCGGUUCCAACGCUUCCACCAUCGUCCGGUCCAGCAGGUGAAGGAAAACUGUCCAUCAAGGACUUUGACUACCUUGGAGCGAUCGUUUCAGUGAGCGGGUGUGGGCUACUCAUCUUCGGAUUGACACAGGGCGCACCCACCCACUGGACACCAUAUACAUACACAUUGGUCAUUGUAGGUGUACUGCUCCUUGUUGCCUUUUACUUCGUGGAACGCUGGGUAUCCCGACCAAUUAUCGACAACCGACUCUGGAAGACACCAGGUAUGAUAUGGCUGCUGAUAUCAUAUUUCCUGGGAUACGGGGCAUUCACCGGCGCGUGGAUGUUCUACGCCGUCCGCUUCUUCCUUACCAUUCAAGAUAAACCCCCAAUCAUCGCUGCGCUUUAUUUCAUACCUCUUGCCAUAUCAGGAACAGUGGCUACAGUGGUAGUCGCCAAGACACUCCAUGUUCUCCCAGGCCACUACAUACUCAUAUGCAGCAUGAUUGCAUUCGCUUUGGGCCCGGCCUUCUUCCUUCCACAGACCUCUAAUACUAUUUACUGGGCACUGUCGUUCCCUGGUGUCAUCCUCGUGGCUUUUGGACCGGACAUGUCGUUUGCAGCCGCGUCCAUCUUUGUGACCUCCAACGUGCCAAAGUCCUUCCAAGGCUCGGCGGGCAGCUUGCUGGUUACCAUGCAGAACCUGUCAUCCGCGAUCUUUACAGCUAUUGGAGAUACGAUUGGAGAGUGUAUUACGAAUGGAGAGGGUUACAGUCUGAACCUUGAUGCACUGAGAGCUAUCUGGUGGUUUAGUCUGGCGACAUCUUUGCUCAGUGCUUUGAUCUGUGGGACUUUUGUCCGAAUUCCCAAGGCCGAGGAGAAGGAACAUCUACAGUGA
Molecule: messenger RNA, 1524 nt
Organism: Aspergillus pseudotamarii
Lineage: Eukaryota; Fungi; Ascomycota; Eurotiomycetes; Eurotiales; Aspergillaceae
Product: MFS general substrate transporter
Exons: 2
Coding region: 1-1524 (507 amino acids)
Biological process (GO): transmembrane transport
Cellular component (GO): membrane
Molecular function (GO): transmembrane transporter activity
Source: RefSeq, a predicted model, not a curated record